Molecule: messenger RNA, 1179 nt
Organism: Schistosoma turkestanicum
Lineage: Eukaryota; Metazoa; Platyhelminthes; Trematoda; Strigeidida; Schistosomatidae
Source: the annotation of a GenBank genome assembly
AUCAACUAUGUCUUCCCAUGAAAGUAAGUAAAUUAUACUUGUUAAAAUUUAUGCUUUAAUUCUAACUAUUGUCAUGAUUGUGGAAAUGAAUUGUCCAACAGUGCAGUCUAACAUCAUGGUAUUACUAAAUACCGUACUGAUUUGUAGAUGACUCGUAAACUGGUAGACAUCUGGUGUACGUAUCAAUGACAUAUUAUAUUAUGUCGUCAAAUGUGGUUGAAGUAGUAUAAUGUAUUUCAAUGCGUUGAUGAUGAUCAUUUCAUGCUUAAAGUCUACUAGGACAUACGAAACUACGAGUCUAAUGUUGUUUAUAUUCAGUAAUUAAGUACUGUCACAAUGUCAUGAUUAUUUUAAAUGCACUCAUGCUGUGAAGCAAUAUUGUCUAGCAUUUGGAAUCUCAGUAAACUACGUCCAAUUCUUUCACAAAUUCGUCCAACCUAUAACAAUUACUUUCAUUUCAAUAGAAUAACAGCUAGAUCGUUGACCAUAGUUGGAAUUCAUAAGCGAUUGGGGUCCAGUUCAGAGUAAAAAAAUCAACUUAACACCAUUUACUGUAGUUUCAGAUCUAAAUCGUAUUCUACAGAAAAAUAAUACAAAAUUUCCCAACAGGUUUGAUUGAUCGAAUACCAUAUAAGCUUUCUUGGUAUUGAUCGCUUUUGUAAUCGUGAACUUGCCUCUCCAGACACAAAAACUGUUCAUACAGUUUUAGCCAAACGAAUUUGUACAGAAGUAGCUUCAUUACUAACAGUCAUUAGGUCAACUAAUAGUCACAUACGGCCCCAUCGACUUCACUUAGAACUAUGGUUAACAGUGAAUAUGAAUUCCAAUUAUCACGUCAAAUUUCACAUGAAUCCAGGUUAACGCUUGUUUCGGUUCAUGGGUUUUGUUAGAUUUAUGUUUGAAGUAUAAUGAAGUAACGCACUCAAUUUAUAACUGUCCUACUGACGUACUAUGUUCAGCUCAUGUGUCAAACAGCUAAGCCAGGAUCAUCAUCAUCAUGAACAUCAUGAACACCAUGAAUCCGGUCAUGGUCAUGACAGCAAAGACCACCACGGCAAAUCAUCUGAACAUUGCCACGACAAAGCAGAUGGUGCCGGUCAUGGAUGCCAUGAUAAAGAACAACAUUGUGGAACUGAAUGUCAUAAACCAGGAUCUGGAAAAGACCAUGGUGGUCAUUAA